AUGGCUCCUCAAAAUCUCAAUGUCCUUAUAACCACCUUUGGUGGUCUUGGGCUUCCAUCUACUCUGGUGGUUCCGGUCCCACCUUCGACAACAAUUACCGAACUCCGCGAGGAAAUCUAUGAGCGCCUCCCAACGACCGACUCCAGACUCAUCAUCACAACCAUCUCAAAUAGACAACUUCCAGAAGCCUCCCAGGCGCCCAUCUCUGCAUAUCUAUCCAGCAGCCAGGACGAGUUUCUGUCCUUGCGACUGGCUGUUCCGUUAUGCGGUGGCAAGGGUGGUUUCGGCUCUCAGCUACGUGCUGCCGGCGGGCGCAUGUCAUCUCGAAAGAAGAAGAACCAAGAGGACCACGGAUCCAGCCGCAACCUUGACGGCCGCAGACUUCGCACAGUAAAUGAAGCAAAGGCUCUCGCAGAAUACCUCGCCAUCAAACCUGAUAUGGAUCGCCAGGAAAAAGAGAAGCGAAAGGAGCGCUGGGAACAAAUCGUCCAGAUGUCUGAAGAGAAACAACAUCAAAUCAGAAAUGGCGGCCAAGGCCGACUCGAGGGAAAGUGGGUUGAAGACAAGGAGGAGAGCAGCGAGAAGACACGCGACGCAGUUCUUGCCGCCAUGAAGAGCGGUAGCUACAGAGACAACCUUCUCAGCACCUCGCAUGGCUCGGCGUCAAGUGAGCAACCGGAGGCGCUAUCAAACUCUGAAGACGACGCAAAGUCAAACUCAAAAGAGUCGUCUCCAUCCGACGAGACAGAUGAGCCAGCAAAGACGCCGGCUCGAACCUUCUUUGGUUUUGACGAGGACGAUGAAUUUAUGAGCUCAUCCGACGAGGAAGCUGGAAGCAAGGAAUAA
Messenger RNA from Metarhizium acridum CQMa 102, 846 nucleotides. RefSeq lists its product as uncharacterized. The record is from RefSeq and is a predicted model, not a curated record. Gene Ontology annotation, cellular component: nucleus. Lineage: Eukaryota; Fungi; Ascomycota; Sordariomycetes; Hypocreales; Clavicipitaceae.